GGGCGCGGGCUCGGGCGGAGAGACCGGAGCGGGCGGGCGAGUGGGCGGGCGAGUGCUCGCAUCGUGCGUGCGCGAGUCGAGUACCAAAACUGAAGACCAAGUCGCGUCUGUCAUUCAUUUCGAUCGGGUGGUCCACGUGCGCGGCACGCGCUGGUGGCGUCUUCUCGACCUCCUCCACCCAUUCUUUUCCUCCACAAGCUCCCGUAAUCAUACUCUCCAUCUCCAUUAUACCAACCCUCCUUCACCCUACUCAAGUCCUCCUUCCCCUCCCAAGUUUAAGCGAUCACCACCUCCAUCCCAUCAACCACCAAACAGACACAAACAUCCAAAUCCACAUCCGCGCUUCUUCAGCCACCCAUAUAUAAUCAAGCAAGCAAGCAUGUUCCACAACUUCGUCCGGCGCAUCUCCGGCUCCCUCUUCCUGCGCCCCGACCGGCCCUGGAGCGACGACGCGACCUCCAACGCGCCCCAGAUCGGCACGAAGCGCCGCGCGCGCGAGGACGACGAGCACGACGACUGCCCCGCGCCCGCCAAGCGCUCCAGGCCUGCAGACGCGGAGGGCAGGGACGAGAGCCCCGCGCCCGCCAAGGAGACGGCUGGGGUGAAGGAGAUCAGGGAGGGCGUAAGGGACGUCGAGCUCGACGGCGGGGAGGGGGGGAGUAAGGAGGAGAAGGAAGGAGAGGAGAAGGAAGGGGAGGAGAAGCACGGGGAGGGGAAGGAGGGGGGGGAGCAAGAAGAGGAGGACAAGGAAAGAGAGGAGCUGGACAAGGCGGCCGCCGUGCCCCUCCCCGCGGAGACCCCGCAGCCUCUCCCGGCGGACAAGGAGGCCGCCGUGCCGCUGCCCGAGGACCCCGAGGAGACGCAGGGCGAGCCGAACGCUGCCCCGCUGCCCGAGGAGACGCAGGGCGAGCCGAACGCUGCCCCGCUGCCCGAGGAGACGCAGGGCGAGCCGAACGCUGCCCCGCUGCCCGCGGACGAGGAGGCCGCCGCGGACGCCCCGCUGCCCGCGGACAAGGAGGGCGAGGACGCCGCAGAAAAGAAGACGGUCCCCGAACCCACCCAGCCAGAGCCCGCGUCCACGUCUUCUGCCGCCGCCCCCGCCCCGGAGCCCGCAGAACCAGAACCAACCCCCGCGCCCACCACCGACGCCGUCGAGUCGCGCUAA
Messenger RNA from Gloeophyllum trabeum ATCC 11539, 1165 nucleotides. RefSeq lists its product as uncharacterized. The record is from RefSeq and is a predicted model, not a curated record. The coding region runs from base 380 to 1165 and encodes 261 amino acids. NCBI's taxonomy places the organism in Eukaryota, Fungi, Basidiomycota, Agaricomycetes, Gloeophyllales, Gloeophyllaceae. The transcript has 3 exons.